Amphimedon queenslandica is the source of this 636-nucleotide messenger RNA. RefSeq names its product NADH dehydrogenase [ubiquinone] iron-sulfur protein 4, mitochondrial-like. The transcript is spliced from 4 exons. The record is from RefSeq and is a predicted model, not a curated record. Lineage: Eukaryota; Metazoa; Porifera; Demospongiae; Haplosclerida; Niphatidae. Gene Ontology annotation, cellular component: respiratory chain complex I. Gene Ontology annotation, biological process: electron transport chain. The coding region runs from base 27 to 530 and encodes 167 amino acids.
AUUUUCAGACACGCCCAUAAACAAAUAUGGCGGUCAGGAGGUUGUUGAGUUUAUGGUCUGUCAAUGGCUCCAGGUUGACAGGACUAAGAGUAGCCUAUGUCUCAACUGAUCCUAAACCAGCGACUAGCCUUGUGAAGAAGGAGAGAGAGGAUAUAGAAAGAAUGCCCGCGGAUAAAAUACCCACCCUCCAGUCAGUGUCUGGUCUGCCUGAUGAUGAAGUCGGUCGGUUGGUUAGGAUAUACCGACGAUCAAAGAAUGCCAUGCAGUCUGGGACCAACAACACUCACCAAUGGACGAUGGAGUUUGACAACCAGGAGAGAUGGGAGAACCCACUCAUGGGAUGGACUUCAACUGGUGAUCCUAAUUCUAAUGUGAUACUUAAUUUUGAUUCCAAAGAGCAAGCUAUUGCAUUCGCCGUUCAGAGCGGUUUCAAGUAUCAGGUGACGAAAGAACAGCUUCCGAUAACGAGACGAAAAUCUUACGGAGAUAAUUUUUCAUGGGACAAAAGAACAAGAGUUGGAUCAAAAUGAAGCGAUUAAUAACUAAAUUUAAUAACUACUUAAUAACCUUUAUUAAUAACUAGCAGAACAAAUGAUAAGUUAUUUAUAGUUACAAGUUAUUUUUAGUAACAGUUUA